Molecule: messenger RNA, 820 nt
Organism: Aureobasidium subglaciale EXF-2481
Lineage: Eukaryota; Fungi; Ascomycota; Dothideomycetes; Dothideales; Saccotheciaceae
Exons: 2
Coding region: 299-592 (97 amino acids)
Source: RefSeq, a predicted model, not a curated record
CUGUUUCCCUCAUCUCGCAAUCGGCGUUUGUCUAUGCAACGAGCAUACCAAGGCUGAAGGACUAGAGAAAUGAAGUCAUUCUCACUUUCACCAAGGCCUGGAAGUCGAUAGCCAGCACCAGUCACUGCCGGUCUUUAUCCCAGGACGGUCCUUCACCAACAUAACCUCACCACUUGGGCCGAAUGUGACUUCCUAGCUCAACUCUCCUCAUUACAACGAAAGGCUACUAGUUACUCGCUCAAUAGCGAGCAACAUCACCACCAGACACGAUGCCACCAUACUCUGUACUCAGUCCUCUAUGCUCAGAGCCUGCCUCAUAUCACAUCUAACAUCUUCUACCCAGGGAGCCCACUUCCAAGUCCUCCUUCUGGCUCCAGUGCCCAAUGCCCACAUUGUACCCACAACCGUCACAGCUGUCAGUCUACUCCCUCCGACCAUUCUCAGUUUCCCUACUGACACCCCUCCCAGCGCGAAUGGGAAGCCUCAGUCCAACUCUGUCUCCCCUCCUACCCCCUCUACAGGAUCUUCGGCCGCAUCCGCAAUCUCGAUGUCGAACUCUUUGCUUCCUACCCCACUCUCGCCAGAGACCUAGAAGGCCUGGGCUAUUCAGUGCGUCCUUACGACUCCACUAGAUGCAUGUCCAUAUAUGCAGAGGUCGAAGUCAAGGACAGAACUCUGGUGCAGAAGUUGCAGGAUCAGUUAUACGAGGCUCUGUGGGUCGAGGAGGAGGAAGUGGGGUAUGGGAUCAUUGCUGCCACGGCGACGGAAAUGUUGUUGAUUUGUAAACUGGAUAGGGGAAGACAUAACUCCCAAAACCCCU